GGUAAUAUUGUUACAUUUCAGACAGACUAGUCUUCUCGGCAAAAAUGUUUUGUUUCGUACGAUACGUGACUGAAUGCACCGGGGAAAACUGAUAGGUUUAAAAAUUUUAAAAUUAUGAAUCAUGGUGCUAAGGUUGAUUCAGAGUCUCUGUGGACAUGGACCAUGAAAAUUUUAUUAGAUUCACUCGGGCUUUCAAAGAUAUUUACAAGUGACUUCGAAUUCAGAUAAGAGUGUUUACGAUGCGCACCAAACAAUUAAUAGAAUUAGUAAGAGGAUGUAGAUUUUUAUACGAUAAAGAAGACGAAACGUAUAGUGACAAUGACAAAAAGGAGGAUGCCUGGACGGAAAUUGGGAGGAUUUUAAAUGAACCAGCUAAACAAGUCAAAAAGCGAUGGACUAAUUUGAGAGACAGCUACCGAAGAGCUAUGAAGAAGAAAAGAGGCAAAAAAAGUGGACAAGCCACACAUAAAAUAAAGAAGUGGAAAUAUGAAGAUGAGAUGUUAUUUUUAGACCCAUACAUCAAAGAAAGGGAAACUGUUACUUCAAUACGCACCAGUGAUGAAUCAAACAAUGAACUAGAUACCAGCAAUACAACUUCAACAGCAGAUUCCAAUGUAACACAAAUACUAUUGUCACCUAAAAAUUCUGAUGUACCACCAGAAAUAUUAGCUGGAAGGAAAAUAAAAGGAGAAACAGAAACAGCAUCAACAGUAUUGAUGAAUUACAUUCUAAAAAGCAAGAGUGAAAGUCCGGAGCAGCAACAACAAGAGGAUGAUAUAGAUUUAUUUUUUAAAAGUAUAGCAUUAACAGUAAAAAAGCUUUCUCCAUACACUCAAGCAAUAGCUAAAGCCAGAGUUUUUUCCAUUAUUUCUGCUUUAGAAUUAGAAGAACUUUCAAAUAAAAAUCGUCACCAUUCCCCGUCGUAUUCAUCCCAUUCAUCGGUCGUUCCGACACCCAUUACAUCACUCUCUACACUAUAA
Habropoda laboriosa is the source of this 980-nucleotide messenger RNA. RefSeq lists its product as uncharacterized. Bases 240 to 980 code for a protein of 246 amino acids. Gene Ontology annotation, biological process: regulation of transcription by RNA polymerase II. The transcript has 2 exons. Lineage: Eukaryota; Metazoa; Arthropoda; Insecta; Hymenoptera; Apidae. The record is from RefSeq and is a predicted model, not a curated record. Gene Ontology annotation, molecular function: DNA binding. Gene Ontology annotation, cellular component: nucleus; transcription regulator complex.